Staurois parvus is the source of this 468-nucleotide messenger RNA. Lineage: Eukaryota; Metazoa; Chordata; Amphibia; Anura; Ranidae. The record is from the annotation of a GenBank genome assembly.
GUGAGCACCGCGUCAUCUGGCAAGGCAGUGGGCUCCGAGUCAACAGGCACGACAGUGGGCACCGGGUCAUCAGGUACCGGAUUGUCUGGCUCGACAGCGGGCAUCGGGUCACCAGGUAUGACAGCGGGCACUGGGUCACCAGGCAUCAGGUCAUUUGGCUCGACAGCGGGCACCGCGUCAUCUGGCAAGGCAGUGGGCUCCGAGUCAACAGGCACGACAGUGGGCACCGGGUCACCAGGCAUGGGGAUCGUCUGGCUCGACAGCGGGCAUCGGGUCACCAGGUACCGGAUCAUCUGGAUCAACAGCGGGCAUCGAGUCAACUGGCCUAAUAGGAUCGUCAGGCUGGAUCAGUUCAUCAUGCUGGGUAGAGGCAUCAGGCUGAAUGCCGGCGUCCGGCUGAGUAGAGAGGCUUCAGGCCGAGUAGAGGCUUCAGCCGAGUAGAGGCAUCAGGCCGAGUAGAGGCUUCAG